Messenger RNA from Sapajus apella (tufted capuchin), 990 nucleotides. Its product is annotated as olfactory receptor 5AP2. NCBI's taxonomy places the organism in Eukaryota, Metazoa, Chordata, Mammalia, Primates, Cebidae. Gene Ontology annotation, biological process: sensory perception of smell; G protein-coupled receptor signaling pathway. The transcript has a single exon. Gene Ontology annotation, molecular function: olfactory receptor activity; G protein-coupled receptor activity; odorant binding. The record is from RefSeq and is a predicted model, not a curated record. Bases 23 to 973 code for a protein of 316 amino acids. Gene Ontology annotation, cellular component: membrane.
CUGACUUACUGCAGCUCAAAGGAUGAGACAUAUGAUAGAGAUUCGAGGCAGAAAUCAAACAGAAGUGACUGAGUUUCUCCUCUUAGGACUUUCCGAGAAUCCAGAUCUACAAGGGGUCCUCUUUGCAUUGUUUCUGUUAAUCUAUGUGGCAACCAUGGUGGGCAAUUUGGGGAUGAUUGUAUUGAUUAAGAUUGAUCUUGGUCUCCACACCCCCAUGUACUUGUUUCUCAGUAGCCUCUCUUUUGUGGAUGCCUGUUACUCUUCUUCCAUCACUCCCAAGAUGCUGGUGAACCUCAUGGCUGAGAAUAAGGCCAUUUCUUUUCAUGGAUGUGCUGCCCAGUUCUACUUCUUUGGUUCCUUCCUGGGGACUGAGUGCUUUCUGUUGGCCAUGAUGGCAUAUGACCGUUAUGCAGCCAUUUGGAACCCCCUGCUCUACCCAAUUCUCAUGUCUGGGAGAAUCUGCUUCUUGCUGAUAGCUACCUCAUUCCUAGCAGGUUUUGGAAAUGCUGCCAUACACACAGGGAUGACUUUUAGAUUGUCCUUUUGUGGCUCUAAUAGGAUCAACCAUUUCUACUGUGACAGCCCACCACUGCUCAAACUCUCCUGCUCCGAUACCCAAGUCAAUGGCAUUGUGAUCAUGGCUUUCUCCAGCUUUAAUGUCAUCAGCUGUGUUACGAUUGUCCUCAUUUCCUACCUGUGUAUCUUCAUUGCCAUCUUGAAGAUGCCUUCGCUAGAGGGAAGGCACAAAGCCUUCUCCACCUGUGCCUCUCACCUCAUGGCUGUCACCAUAUUCUUUGGGACAAUUCUCUUCAUGUACUUGCGCCCUACAUCUAGCUACUCAAUGGAGCAAGACAAGGUGGUCUCUGUCUUUUAUACAGUAAUAAUCCCUAUGCUAAAUCCCCUCAUCUAUAGUUUAAAAAAUAAGGAUGUAAAACAGGCUCUAAAAAAGAUCUUACAGAAACACGUCUUGUAAAGACAUGUUACCCCUCA